AAGCUUAGUUUCAACACAUAAAAUCAAAUCAUAAUCAUAAUCAUGGACACAGUCACAAGCAUGGUUGGUGAAAAGCCAGUGGUGAUAUUCAGCAAGAGCACAUGUUGCUUGAGCCACUCAGUGACAUCACUGAUACGUAGCUUUGGAGCUAACCCAAUUGUUUAUGAGCUUGAUAAAAUCACAAAUGGGUCACAGAUUGAGAGUGAGUUGCUUCAAAUGGGGUGCAAACCAAGUGUACCUGCUGUUUUCAUAGGACAACAAUUCAGAGGUGGUUCCAAAAAAAUCAUGAGCCUUCAUGUGAGGAAUCAAUUAGUUCCUAUGUUGAAGGAUGCUGGUGCUAUAUGGAUUUGAGACAGAGCCAUGAACUAAUAUAUAUUAUAUAGUUACAUUAAUAUUUCAGAGAUCAUGAAUAAGAUGACUUCAUAUAUAGUCAUUGCUCUGUUAGUUAAUUGACAUAAUUUUGUAGUCGUCAUGUUUAGCUUAGUUAUAUGAUGUUAUACUAUACUAUACGGCCUAUAAAUUAAACUUUUAUGGUUUUGUGUUUCUUUU
Molecule: messenger RNA, 549 nt
Organism: Medicago truncatula (barrel medic)
Lineage: Eukaryota; Viridiplantae; Streptophyta; Magnoliopsida; Fabales; Fabaceae
Product: monothiol glutaredoxin-S6
Exons: 1
Coding region: 43-351 (102 amino acids)
Source: RefSeq, a predicted model, not a curated record